CCAUGGCUAGCACGGCUGUGCAGCUCCUGGGCUUCCUGCUCAGCCUCCUGGGCCUGCUGGGCACACUCAUCACCACCAUCCUCCCGCACUGGCGGCGCACGGCGCACGUGGGCACCAACAUCCUGACGGCCGUGUCCUACCUGAAGGGGCUGUGGAUGGAGUGCGUGUGGCACAGCACCGGCAUCUACCAGUGCCAGAUCUACCGCUCGCUGCUGGCGCUGCCGCGUGACCUGCAGGCGGCGCGCGCGCUCAUGGUCAUCUCCUGCCUGCUGGCCGGUAUGGCGUGCGCCUGCGCCGUGGUGGGCAUGAAGUGCACGCGCUGCGCCAAGGGCACGCCUGCAAAGGCCGUCAUGGCCGUGCUGGGCGGCGUCCUGUUCCUGCUCUCCGGCUUGCUGUGCAUGGUGGCCGUGUCCUGGACCACCAACGACGUGGUGCAGAACUUCUACAACCCGCUGCUGCCUAGCGGCAUGAAGUUCGAGCUCGGUCAGGCGCUCUACCUGGGUUUCAUCUCGUCGUCCCUGUCGCUCAUCGGGGGCACCCUGCUCUGCCUCUCCUGCCAGGACGAGGCUCCCUACCGGCCCUCCCAGGCUCAGCCCAGGCCCACCACGGUGUCUGCGCCCACCUACCGGCCUCCGGCUGCCUACAAAGACAACCGUGCCCCCUCGGUGACCUCAACGACGCACAGCGGGUACAGACUGAACGACUAUGUGUGAGUCC
Messenger RNA from Ochotona curzoniae (black-lipped pika), 717 nucleotides. It is a transcript of the gene CLDN14, whose product is annotated as claudin 14. The coding region runs from base 3 to 713 and encodes 236 amino acids. The transcript has a single exon. The record is from RefSeq and is a predicted model, not a curated record. Gene Ontology annotation, biological process: bicellular tight junction assembly; cell adhesion. Gene Ontology annotation, molecular function: structural molecule activity. NCBI's taxonomy places the organism in Eukaryota, Metazoa, Chordata, Mammalia, Lagomorpha, Ochotonidae. Gene Ontology annotation, cellular component: bicellular tight junction; plasma membrane.